AUGGCUUACUCUGACACGGAAGAGAAAUACCCUGUCGAUAUGCCAGAAGAUCCUGGACCUGGCCUGCGCGGAUCUCGCGAUUCAUCAACACAGCACGGUGCAGCAAUGGCAUCGUCCCCGCCUCGGUCCGAUAGCGAGUUAUCCUCCGCACCGUCCUCUUCUCCUUCGCCCAAGCUCUCGGUUCAGUCUUUCUUCGAGGCUGAGGACGAGAAAGAGGGGGAGAAUGAGGAGUGUGGCAGGAUGGAGGUUGAUGGGAAAAGGGUGGGCCCUGGAGAAGACCGGCGGAUGAGAGGAGGGGCCGGUGCACUUCGGCUCGGAUUGCCAGGGCCGGGACCGUCUCGCGAGAGGACCGUGAAGGUUGAGGUGGGAGUUGAGGAUGUCAAAGGGGAGCAGAGUACGGAAAUCGUUCAACCUCGACCUCGACCCAUCCUUCGCGCGAGACCAUUCCGCGAGCUCGUCGUCCUCAUACCCCUCAGGUCCCGGCAUCGCGCGCCUCCUGCUCAAAUCCCUCCAUCCAACGGCGAAACUUCCAAACGUGAACCGGCACAAUCCCCUCCUGUCGACGUCAAGCCGGAUGUACAAGCAUUGUCCCUCGCGGCACGCGCCCAGCGGCGGCACGGAGGGGGAGAAAUAGAAACGGUGGUCAAGGUCGAGGGGACGACGCAUGUCAAGGUGGAGCCAAGGGAGACAAGAGAGCAUAAUGCUGGUAUUGACCUGUCGGGUAAUCGUCCAGCUCGCAGGCCUUAUGUCCUCCUACCGCGCCGUGCAGCAAAUGGCCGCUCAACCUUCCCCAUCGACCUUACUGCACCAUCCCGCCGAGCAAGAGGUCGGUCUGUCGCAGUCGCCGAGGUGUCAUCGGAUGACUCGGACUCUACAGGCGGGGAAUCGGAGUAUUUCGAGUCGGAGGACGAGCCGCCAGUACGGCGUAAACGGUCACGUCAGCUAGUCAGGUCGGUGGACCACUCGUCUGACUCGGAGUCAUCGUUGUCAAGCCCCCCAAGCAGUCGGGCCGGGGACUCUCCCGCCGAGCCUAGAGCAUCAAGCUGUAGGCGCCGAGCCGAGAGUCCAGCCCCGGCUUCGGACGACGGCGAUCCGAGUCGCUGGGCAUCCCGGCUGGGCUAUCUCCAGCUCAAGUCGAACGCCGAGCUCGUUGCGAUCUUUACCAAGGCGGAAGAGAGGCAUCAGGAGACGGGGCUAUCGUAUGAGAAGCUAGGCAAGGAGCUGGCGGAGCAGGACAAGACUUACACGCUCGUCACGUGGAAUCACCUCUUUCGAUGGUGGCGUCAAAAGGCGGAGCGAUUCUCGGACGACCGACAGAUUGCGACCAACAGCAUGCUCUCCACGCCAGAGAUGGACGAGAUCCUGCGCAAUGCCCAUCCGCUCAGCGUAAAAUCUGGCGGAAGCUACGAGGACGUCGUUGAGCAUGUCCACGCCAAAUACCCAUACUACUCGCAGAAGCGGUGGAGUAACCGAUAUUGCCAUUGGAGAAAACAUCGAGAAGACUUCUACACGCUACCGCACGAUCCACAUGUCGACCAGUACUCCGCAUUGUUCCCGCCGUACCUGCGCAACAUCAAGCGGGGCGAGACGCUGGAUACGGUAGCGGCCAUUCUCGCUGAAGAUAACGCUGAGCUCGGACACUCCACCAAAGAGUGGAACCUAUACUUCGGUACUUGGCUGCGACUCCAUACCGACAAACCAGACCCUAGGUAUUUGACUGGAGGUGAUGCCCGCGACGCCCGCUACGAGGCCGCCAGAGUCGAGAUGGCCAAGCUGUUCAAGCGGGAUUAUGAUUCUAGUGUAUUCCUGCACAGAUUAGUAGGUGAUGAGGUUGCAAAAGCGAUGCCGAGCCAUAUGGCAUCUACGAUCACUCUCAUGUACGGCGAAUGGCGGAAAGGCCGCAAGUACUUUGCGACGCUCGACAAGGAGCUGCAUUUUACUGGGAAAGGGAACACGGAUGCUUUGGCGGGGAUGGCGACGGCAACGGCGGGAAAGAAGCGAGGGCGGCCUCGAAGGUCCGACAAGACGGGCGAGCGGUCCGGGCGACGGAAAAAGAGGGCUAUCAGACACGAUGAUACGGCCGUACGAUGA
This is a messenger RNA of Dioszegia hungarica, 2091 nucleotides long. RefSeq lists its product as uncharacterized. Lineage: Eukaryota; Fungi; Basidiomycota; Tremellomycetes; Tremellales; Bulleribasidiaceae. The transcript has 6 exons. Bases 1 to 2091 code for a protein of 696 amino acids. The record is from RefSeq and is a predicted model, not a curated record.